UCGUCGUGCUGCGCCCCACGGAACUUGGCUGCCUGUCUUUCGCGUCGCCCGGACGGCGUGCCGCGCUAUCGGCGUGCUGACGGCCACGGGACUCUCGCCUUCGAUGCGAGAUAAACGUGCGCGAACAAGCGACAGCUCCCCCCCGUCCAUCAUCUCGGUUUAGCCGCGCCGCUCCCGAGAGAGGUUGUUCCGUGGUGAUGUGACGCGGACGCAACCGCAACAACAACCACCAUGCGGCCCAUCAUCAUUCCGGUGACCACGGGCCCUCCAUCACCGCCGUCCACGCCAGCCAUGCCCUCGCCGCAAGGGGCAGAAUGCGCUGCCGGCCGGCGAGGUGGGCCAGCCGACGGGUCCCGCUGUACGGCCAUGUCGCGGUCACUUGCGCAGUCGAAGUCGAGGAGCCUGCCCAACCGACAGCCCAUAGACCCGAGAUCUCUGUUCGCGGCCUUGAGACGCGAGGAAUCCCAGGAGAAUGGAAAAGCCGACGGGCGCAAGCGCAAGGACAGUUCAGUAGACGAGAGUUCCAUCAGCUCGGACACAUCGUGCUCGUCGCUCGAGUUCCACCGUCCUCACAGCGCCGGCGUCGAAGCUUCCAGAUCUCCUUAUCGCAACAGCCCUGCGAGACUCGACGCUGCGGCGGGCUGUUCCGGCUUGACUGCCAGCUGCGUCAAAGGCUCCACAGAGAGCCUCACUCGCCGUGAACGCCUGGACGCCGUGAAAGCUAGAGUCGAGGCCAAACGAAGCCAGUACGGCGGCGGCUCGUCUUCCGAUGAGGACGAGGACGUCACCUGGCGAGAGAACGGCAAGGUAACCAGGCCCAGAAGGAGGUCGCGCGAAAGCUCUGCACCUCCGCGUCCGCUGGUUCCCAUUUGGCAAGAGAGCAAGGCUUACCAGGAGCCCAACAAUAUGGUUCGCAGGGCGGGGGCAGUCACACCGCUUACGGUGACCACCACGUUCCAGGGUCCAGCUGCGCCAGUACAACCUUCUCCUCAGGACUCGGGAGUGAGUUCCCAGUCAGUUGCGUCUAGUCCAAGCCUCGGCCGCGCUCCUACGCCGCCACCGAGGCGAACCCCUUCCAGGGCACUCACGAGAGAAUCUUCCCUGCUAGCAGCAAAGCCCAGGAGGCAUUCGGCUUCUUUUGACCAAUGGCGCUUGGAAGACAGCGGCAUUGGCUCAGAGCGGAAAGAUAGUAGCUUCUACAGCUACGCGGACCUGACUCCCACUCAUGGUGUCAAAGCGCGAGUUCGUGGACCAGCGUACUCUUACACCGAUCAAGCCCCUCCCAGACCUGACUCGGCUGGGGCUUACAUGAGCGAUCCUCAGAGGACAGACAUGAGAUUCUUUGGCCUGGCGCCCGGACAUCGACGAGCGUCCAUUUCCGCGGAGGUUCUCGACUUGACGCCGAGGUCGGACACGCCUCCCCGGCGACCCCGACCUCUCUCCAUGGUCGUCGAAAAGACGAGAGAUGUUCCCCCACCUGUGCCCCGGCAACGUCCCGUGACAGGAAGCACCAGCAGCCUCGAAGCUGCAAGGCGUCGGCUGGACGAUGUCAUUCAGCGCGAGAGAGAUAGGCGUUCCUCGGCGAACCUUGAGACUGCGCUGAACGAACUUGAAGAGAUCUACAACAGCUUGCGCUUGAACGAGGACGAGGACCUGCUGUAUCGCGCUGAGCGACGAGAUCUGCCGACCAAGUUUCAACUCAACCGCCCUGGCGCAGACACCGUUUUACCAGAGGUGGCUUAUCCACUAAAGAGAAGCUGCAGCGACGACAUGUCGUUCAUAUCGAGUUUGCGACAACGAGCCCCGUCCAUUAGGCGCUCGGCGAUUCCUGACAAGGUGGCCGACGACCUCGCUAACCGCCGCCUGGCCCAGCCGCAGCCACCGGCCCGGAACGGAGCACAUACACCGCCACCGCGUAAGGACGUGAGCUACAUGCUUUGUUCCGCAGCAUUCACGCCGUCGCUUCAUGUUCACCCUGCUCUCAUGGACGUGUCCCUUUCUGGCGAGCCCGAUAUUGAGAAGGACGACAUGUGCUAUCGCAACUAUACUCAAGCCGAUGCGCUGCGCGUUCCACCGCCUCAACCGCCUUUCGGUAUCCCGUUGCUUCCGACUCAAGGCACAACGUGUGACUACAUUAGAGCAAGGCCUUCCGACGCGCCACGGCCUCUCACGAGGCCGAAGGUUCAUCCGGACUUGGUGCGGGACGACAUGGCCUUCAGAAACUUAAGGAAAGACCCCGCCGUAUCACUAGCCGCACGGCGCUCGACGCGCGCGCUGUCGGUCAGCGUCGGCUCCAAGGCGACCUCGUCUUCUGAUAAGCAGCACGACAAGUCCCAAAGCAUGACGAGCAUCAUGGAAGCGCUGCAGAAGGAGUCCCAGCGAUGGAAGCGCCUCGAUGAAGGCGUGACACAUGCGCCGAACUCUGCUCCCGGAACCAAUAACCACGUCGCGAACGGUCCAGACUGGAGCGCCGCCAGGCAGCGCAAGAAGAUUGUCCCAAUGGAAGACUGUCAGCUGGACGCUUUGCUCGCUUCCCUGACCCCUCCUCCGGUACCGACACCAGGUGAGCGGCGACUCAGGACAGGAGUUCGCAUCCCGGCAUGAUUUCUCACCCGGCGUCUAACUCGAGUAACCAACCCAAAGUGAAACUGCGCAUGCCGUCUUACUACAACGACUGGCCACACUUAACGCCCUCGCACACCUGGAGCUGCCCUGUAGUGUAGUGGAAGGUCGUGUGUGUGUGUGUGUUCGUGUGUAUGCGUGCGCCUCCACUUGUGCCUAAUGAGCUUGUGUACUGAUCUGCGCUGCGUGUUGCGCCAUUGCACUGACAUGGUGGUGAUCCGACCUGUGUCGUUGGAUGCUGUGACUGGUCAAGCGUCGCCUGGCAUUACUUACGAGCUUUUUUUUUUUGUGCUAUCGGCGGCCUGAGUGAAUGUUGUGCGGCGUCGCAGUGGCGAUGAUUAAUAACGCUUGUGACUUCUGUCGACAGAACUCAAUUAUAAGGUUUGCGGCGAAGUAUUACGUUUUUCCUGCAUUUGGUUUCUUUUUUUUUCCCCUUCUAUCAAGAAUUACUGCCAUUUAUUAAGCAAACAUUCGUGUGUUCGCCGAGAAACGUUUUUGUUGGAACUACAGAGUCUAGCAGAGCGAGGCUCUGCUAGUCAUUUGUACAGCUCGCAUCUAGUUGGGCAGUACCGGCCAGAGGACACUUAGUUUUCGUCCGUGCAAUAGUGUCUCAUGUUUUUAUACUAUUAUACUAUGAUUUAUACGAGUGUCUACGAUUACAAUUGUAGGAACUUAAGGAGCUAUGAUACCAAAGCAUGUAGAGAAAUAAAGACUUAAGAAACAGAGUAUUACGAUAACAGAAAAAGCGAACAUGUUAUAUUAGAUCUCUGUAAAGAUACGAGAUACCCAGUGACAGUGUUGUCGGAGGAUUUGGGAAUAUAUUUUGUAUAUACAUAUAAUUGUUUUUUGUGAGCUGAUGUGAGAUAUAUGUCAUGCUUGAUAGUAUAUCUUUGUACGACGCUAGUUCCUAACUCUUGGCGUGUUAGCGACUGUGUGUGCUUGUGUCUGCGAAUGUGUAUGUACUGAGUGCCAAUGAAGAUUAGUGCUGUUGA
Dermacentor silvarum is the source of this 3614-nucleotide messenger RNA. RefSeq names its product serine/arginine repetitive matrix protein 1. The record is from RefSeq and is a predicted model, not a curated record. Bases 232 to 2604 code for a protein of 790 amino acids. The transcript has 3 exons. NCBI's taxonomy places the organism in Eukaryota, Metazoa, Arthropoda, Arachnida, Ixodida, Ixodidae.